AGUUGCUACUAUUUCAUUCAUUGUGUACAUGAUUCUGCACAGUUUGUGAACUAUUACAGCUGAAUACAACACCUCGUUUCAUAAUGCGUAGAAGAACGGAAGCUCAAGCAUCAAACAAUGAACGUGUCAAUGAUGAUAAAAAGGAUCGGGAUAAAAAAUUGCACAGCCAAGCUGUAACUGAAGGCAGAGCGUCUUACGGCUCUGUGCUCAUGACAAUUGGAAAGUGUUUACUCUUGAUUAUCUUCGUCCCUCCCUUCCUCAACUAUGCAUCGCUGCAGAGAGAAGGACAGAUGCUCAUGCCUAAAGAUGGCCAGAUUGUUGAUGUUGGUUUGGGUCAAAAGAUGCACCUUUUGUGUAAAGGAAAAGGACAACCAGCUGUCAUACUUGAUGCACCAGCUGGAAUGUCCUCAGAUGUUUGGUUGCAUGUCCAAGAAACUGUGGCCACACUAACAACGGUCUGUACCUAUGACAGAAUGGGACUGGGCUUCAGCAAGCGGUUGAUGCAGAAUGAAACCACAGGAACUGAGAAAGUUUGGGGGAUGUCAACAACUGGACGGAUGGUGGAUGAUCUGCACCGACUCCUGCAGGCUGCUGGAUUAGCCAAGCCCUUCAUCCUGGUGGGCUCUGAGCUUGGCACACUCAAUGGCAGGUUUUACAGCCACAUUCAUGAUGUGCAAGUGUCAGACCUGGUGCUGAUUGAUCCCAUCCCAGAGGACGUUUUUGAGGAUGAACAGUGGAAAGAGUACUGGUAUGGUAAGCUGCUGCCCUCGCUCCAAGCCAGGCAGUUUUCAGCAGCCACAGGGCUGAGCCGCAUGCUGAUUAUCCUGGGGGCGAUGGAACCGACUAUUAAAGGAGAAAAUGUCUCAGAGGAGGUCAUCCAGCGCCAGAAAUAUCUCCUGAGUAACCCUGCCCACCAGAGCAGUGCUGUGGAUGAGCAUUACUUUUUGAAUGAAAGUGCAGCUCAAGUGAGGGACAUCACAAAAUUUAAGCCCCUCUCCAGCAGGACAACAGUGAGUGUGAUCACCGGGGAUUCCUUUGACCAGCAAAUACCAGAACAUCUAAACCAGAUGGUAGCUAAGCUUCAAAAGAAGUUUCUGGAGGAGUCCUACCCAUCAGCCAAUCACAUUCACAUAAAAGGAGCAGACCGCCGAAUGAUCUACAACAAGCCAUCUGCCAUCAGCCAGCACCUGAGGAAGCUAGUCAACCGACGACAAGCCAAACAGCAGAGCGAGUGACCCAUGGCCAACAUGUAACAAUACCCCAGACACGGACAGGGUAAUCACUGAAUAUGUUUUAAAUAUUCAAUAAAAUAUUCAAGUUAUCUUUUUACCUCUCAGCAAUCUGUAGAGAUUGUGUACACGUCUGGUGGGGUUCAUCAAGAAGUCAAUUUUUGAACAUAUUUUUGCACAGCUCUGCUGCGUUGGAAGCUUUUAAAUUGAAAAUAACUGGAGGGUAUUCAGUGUGAUGAAAUAUUUGCUGUCUUAGAUUCAGAAAAUCUUAUCUUUCAAGUUGUUAUUUCAGUCUCUUUACCUGAUUGGCCAGAGACAAAAAUUAAUACAUUACUCCUUAUCAGUGUAAAGGCCACACACGUCACUGUCCAACCACUGUCCAACAUACUUUUUUUUUUUUUUUUUAAUCUCAUUCAGCUCUGUUUUAAUAUUCUGCCUUGUUAUAGCCACGGGGAAAGGUACAUCGAGUUCCUCUCUCUCUGUUGCAUCAGCUUCAGUCAUUUGUUACAGGCAUAUAAUUGAGUUACAUCACAACCAGAUGUAGACCUGUAUCUUUAGACUUGCAUUGAUUUGAUUCAUUUUAUAAUUUGUGAACAGAUGAGUGUGGCCUGCAAAGCUUAUUCUGGAUUUUUAUAAAUCCAUCUUUAUGUACUUUUGUGUGUAUAUUUAACUGUACUGUGCUUGUUUUUGUGGCAAUCUGUUUUGAUGGGUAUACAGUAGUGUGAAAGAAAGACCAGACAGCAUUGGUUUAUCCUGAGGAUUUAAGUUUAAUUAUGACACCACAUCAAAAUAAAAAUUUCCAACAGA
Molecule: messenger RNA, 2036 nt
Organism: Epinephelus lanceolatus (giant grouper)
Lineage: Eukaryota; Metazoa; Chordata; Actinopteri; Perciformes; Serranidae
Source: RefSeq, a predicted model, not a curated record